Ambispora gerdemannii is the source of this 135-nucleotide messenger RNA. The record is from the annotation of a GenBank genome assembly. NCBI's taxonomy places the organism in Eukaryota, Fungi, Glomeromycota, Glomeromycetes, Archaeosporales, Ambisporaceae.
AUGUCUUCUCAGUCUUUAGCAACUAAUUCCUUAUCACUUGAUUUAUCAGAACUUAAUCUAGAAAACACUGAAAACAAGCAAAUCCAAGAAGAAACAGUUGCUCAAAUUCAAAUCCCACCCAAGGGUAAUAAUUAA